This is a messenger RNA of Botrytis byssoidea, 708 nucleotides long. RefSeq lists its product as uncharacterized. Lineage: Eukaryota; Fungi; Ascomycota; Leotiomycetes; Helotiales; Sclerotiniaceae. Gene Ontology annotation, cellular component: mitochondrion. The transcript has a single exon. The record is from RefSeq and is a predicted model, not a curated record. The coding region runs from base 1 to 708 and encodes 235 amino acids.
AUGAUCCUUAAGCCUUACCAGCUACGACCAAUUCCUUCCUUUCUUCUCCCUUUUGCGGAUGCAACCACUUGCAAUCAAGUACGAAGCCUACAUUAUCGCAUGAAGGCACCGCCUGUACCCCGUCCCACACCAUUUGUACCGGAUGCUCAAACGUUUCUCACACUCAUCGGACGAAAUUUGAGCCAGCAUGCAUCGAAAAUUCCUUCAUGGAAAGCAUUGUUUACAUUGACCUCUGAUCAACUACGAGAGCUGGGCGUUGAGCCUCCACGGAGUCGACGCUACCUCCUACGCUGGCGCGAGAAAUUUAGAAAAGGGCAAUAUGGUAUUGGUGGAGAUCUACAACACAUCGAAAAUGGAAUUGCACAGUUGCGUGUAGUUGAAGUGCCGUCAUCAGACCCGAGACAUAGUACAGCUACCGCAACAUCCUCACCGGGACAACAAAAAAUAGUGGUCAAUAUACCCACAGGAAGCAGUGCAGAGGAUAGUCUCGCGGGGCAGAUGGUGCCAGUUCAGGGUUUACGUAUUAAAGGAGCACACACUAUUAUUGGACCUCAUGUACAACCUUCCAAAGGAGGGCAAGCGGCGAAGAUUGUCGUUAAAGAAGGAUUGUGGGAAGAUCGUAGAGGCCACAAGAUUGAUGGAGGCGAAAGGAGACAGGCCGAAGUUCGAGCAAAGAGGAGAGGAGAGGAGAAACGUGCAGCCAGAUAA